This is a messenger RNA of Phacochoerus africanus (Common warthog), 951 nucleotides long. RefSeq names its product ferritin heavy chain-like. The record is from RefSeq and is a predicted model, not a curated record. The transcript has 2 exons. Lineage: Eukaryota; Metazoa; Chordata; Mammalia; Artiodactyla; Suidae. The coding region runs from base 1 to 783 and encodes 260 amino acids. Gene Ontology annotation, molecular function: ferrous iron binding; ferric iron binding. Gene Ontology annotation, cellular component: cytoplasm. Gene Ontology annotation, biological process: iron ion transport; intracellular iron ion homeostasis.
AUGCCCCGCCCCCUUCGACCCCGCCCCGUCGACCCCGCCCCUUCGCCCUUCGCCCCACUUCCUGGCCCGGAGCCCACCGGGCCCCGGCCCUCCCCAUCACACCCGCCCUGGGGACGCUCCGAGGCGGCCGGCACCGCCGGCGCCCCCGCCGCUGCCCGCCCCGCAGCCCCCGCUUCCGCGCCGCCUUCCGCGCCGCCUUCCCCUUCGCCUUGGCGCCCCCCGCCGCCCGGCCUUGUGAUCACGCCGCCCUCGCAGGUGCGCCAGAACUUCCACCCCGAGUGCGAGGCCGCCCUCAACUGCCACGCCAACCUGGAGCUGCACGCCUCCUACGCCUACCUGGUCAUGGCCUUCUCCUUCGACCACGAGGACGGGGCCGCGAAGCCCCUGGCCCGCUGCUUCCUGCGCCGCUCCCACGAGCAGAGCGAGCGCGCCCAGGAGCUGAUGAGCCUGCAGAACCGGCGCGGGGGCCGCCUCCGCUUCCGCAACAUCAGGAAGCCCGACCUGGAAGCCUCGGGGGGCGGCCUCCAGGCCCUGCAGUGCGCCCUGCACCUGGAGAAGCGCGUCCACCAGAGCCUGCUCGACCUGCACCGGCUGGCCACCCGCAAGAGCGACGCCCAGCUCUGUCACUUCCUCAAGAGUCGCUACCUGGACCAGCAGGUCGAGUUCAUCAAAGAGCUGGGGGACCAUGUCACCACGCUGAGCCAGAUGGGGGCCCCGGAGGUUGAGAUGGCCGAGUACCUCUUUGAGAAGCUCACCCUGGGUGACCGCCGCAAGAAGGACUGACCCUGGACUGCCCUCCCCGGAGCCACGGGGCCACUGUCCAAGGCCACCAUGCCCGCGUGGCCCCCACAAUAUUGCCCUUGCAGACAAAGUUCACUCAGGUCUUCCUUCUUUCCCUUUUGCCAUUUCUUCCCGUAAAGUUACUGGUUCUUCAGUAAAUAAAGGUCUCUG